Colossoma macropomum (tambaqui) is the source of this 2290-nucleotide messenger RNA. It is a transcript of the gene cysltr2a, whose product is annotated as cysteinyl leukotriene receptor 2a. The record is from RefSeq and is a predicted model, not a curated record. Gene Ontology annotation, molecular function: G protein-coupled receptor activity. Bases 271 to 1275 code for a protein of 334 amino acids. Gene Ontology annotation, biological process: G protein-coupled receptor signaling pathway. Gene Ontology annotation, cellular component: plasma membrane. The transcript has 3 exons. NCBI's taxonomy places the organism in Eukaryota, Metazoa, Chordata, Actinopteri, Characiformes, Serrasalmidae.
GGAAGACAAAGACUUAAGAAUAAUAUCUGAAGUUUGAGGAACUAUUUUCGAGUUCUUAAAACAGCUCGCAAGGUUGAUAAUAAGUCUGUAAGCUUUACAGAGACGACACAGAGUUGCUUUUGGGACCUGCCGAACUCCCUCCCCUGAACUCCCUCCCCUGUGUGAUGUUCCCUUAUAUGCCCUUUUCCCAGCUCAAGAAGUCUACACUUCCUUCUACCUGACUGGAUAAUCUACCACUCUGCUGAGCUGGAAAAAAAAAAAAGAGGUGACAUGAAUUCGUCAUGUAACUGCACCAUUGAUGACUUCAAACGCUCUGUGUUUCCCGCCGUCUACCUGCUGAUUUUCAUCCUGGGCAUUGCAGGCCACUCAGUCUCGAUCUACGUCUUCUUCAGAGUGUGGAAGAAGAAGAGGAGCCUGACCUCAGUUAACCUGUUCAUGGUGAACCUGCUGGUGUCUGACCUGAUGCAGGUAUGCUCUUUGCCCUUCAGAGCCUUCUACUUCCUGUCCAACUCCCACUGGCCUUUUGGCAACGUGGCCUGCCGCCUCAUAUUCUACGUCUUCUAUCUGAACAUGUAUAGCUCCAUCUACUUCUUGGUGGCUCUCAACAUCAUGCGCUACCUGGCUCUGGUGCAUCCGUACCGCUUCUUGCGCCUGCAGAGCUGCUGCCGUGGACCCCUGGUUUGCUGUCUCAUCUGGCUGUUUGUGGCGCUGGCCUCCAGUCCUCUACUGUUGGCGUCGACCAAAAAAGGGGCAGAAAAAUGCCUCGAGCUAACAAGCGGAAAUGCAACGGUCAUCAGGACUCUAAUCAUUAUCAACGACGCUACUCUGGCGGUGGGCUUUGUCCUGCCACUGGCAAUCAUCUUGUGGUGCUCCGUCUUUGUAGUACACAGACUGCUGAAGCCUAGUCCAGUGCACCGCACAGUCCAGACUUCUCGGAAGAAGGCCUGUGCUCUGGUCAUCAUCAGCCUAGGAUUCUACCUCAUCUGCUUUCUGCCUUACCAUAUAGUGCGCACGCUCUUCUUACACGCAGAGUUGGACGUGGCAAACAACAAAGGGUGUGAAAAUUCCUGUGAAUUCAUCCAAGGGAUGCGUAAAGCUGCAGUGGUGUCCCUUUGUUUGGGCACAGCCAACAGCUGCCUGGACCCCAUCCUUUUCUUCUUCGUGGGGGAGAAUUUCAGAACUUUCUUUGCCAAGAUGCUGAGAAGAGAGAAAGCAGACACUGAUAACAGAAGGAGAAGCCAGCAGAGGGCAGAGUUGCAGGUCUUGAGUUCCUGAGAUGAUGCCCUUGGUGUAUCUAAUAUGGGACAAGUGCACAAUUCUUUUCUAACAGGAAACAAAACUGUGGUUAUUUUGUAUUCAUAGGUCCCCAAAACGUCCCCCCAGUGCAUAGGAGGCAUGAGCAAAGUGAGACUUCCUGCACAUGACAGCUGCAUCCCUCAGAUCUCCAAAGCUAAUGUCAUCAGUAGUGUUAUUUUCUAUAUAAGUUGUCCUCGAACCAGUCCUCAGGGGCCCCCCAGACGGUCCACAUUUUUGCUUUAUCCCUAUGUGUUGCCGCUUGAAAACCACUGUUCUAUGCACACAGUUGUCAUAACUGUAUAACUGUGUGCAAAAAUACAUGCUACUGUAAACUAAAUUGUAACUUGUAAAGGAUUAUUGUUGACAAAAGCAGUGUUGAUGAAUAUAAAGGAUAACCAACAAGGGAGCUUAAUCUCCAGGUGCUGGAAUUCAGCAGGACAUCUGUCUUGAUUGUAUCUUUUUAUUGGGAAACAGGUAAAACUUUUUAUAAGCAAAUUAUAUGACUGAUAACUGAUCUCAAGAUGGACUGUAAGCCAAAGGGAAAUCGGAUAGGCCAGACUGUAAUAACACAACAUGCAUUACAACCCGCACAGCGUCCUGAAGAUUCCUGCCAUGAAGUGCAAGAAGUUUGUGUGGACUUGCUGCAACAAUGAUGCUCUGUUGUGAUAUAGGAGAAACCUGACUGAAAGAGAGAUGCUGUUGCUGGCGCUAGCACAGAAACAAUGGCAAACAGCCUGUCUCCUCCCCCAGAACAUAAUCAGACAGUCUGUGUCAAAAUGCAGCUUCCUCUUUCAUUUCAUCCAUAAAUGGAAGUGUUGUUGACACAUCACAGUAAACCUCAAACCGUUGUCUUCACUCUCCAGCCCCUCCCUUUUGUCAGCAGCGUAAUCCAUAUGCUCACCAUUGCUGUCCGCUAUCCACUUGCUUAAUAGUUAAUAGUAUAGAAGCAGCCUGGAUCUCUUUGGUCUUCGUGGUCAUCAGUUAUGUGACUGUA